GUGUGAACGCACUCUACACUCCAUGGUAUAUAUAUCUUAGCUGCUUUCCUACUCUAAUAAGUCCUCAAUCUUUCGGCGACACAUAUACUCCCCUAUCCUCACACUCUACGAAGCAAAACCGUUGGAUAAUCUGCUAUCAUGUUGCGUACAAGUUGUCGAUUGUCUGUGAACCCUGCAAGGAGGGUAGGAGCGAGUUCUGCUUGUUUAGUUUCUCGCCAGAUCUAUAAUCUGCCUAAACAUACACCAGUCACUGUAACCUGCUGCCGCAGCCUCCAUAGCACACCAAAAUAUUCGUCGGCUUCGGCAGUUCUUAAACCUUCGUCACCAGAGAAUUCCCCUACGAGCGCAGUAUCGAGCCACGACCAUGAUCUUCCUGUUAGCAGAAUUGAUGAACGAAAGGUCAUCGUAGGCUUUCCCUCUGGCGAGUGGUGUCGAUAUCAUCAUAUAUGGCUUCGAGACCAUUGUCGGUGUUCGGAGUGUUUCCAUCCUGUCACCAAACAACGAUUGGUGAAUACGUUUGAUAUUCCUCAUGAUGUGAAGCCCGUAAAAGUGGAAUCCAAAACCGAAGGCCUUGAAGUCACCUGGCCGUCUGCGCAGCCGCAUACAUCCUUGUACCCAUGGUCAUGGCUUCGCUACAACUCAUAUGAUCCUCCCUUGCCGCGGGAACAGGGUACAGAGAAGAUUCUGUGGGGUUCAAAGAUUGCGCAAUCCCCUCCUACAGUGUCGUACUCUGAGGUAAUGGAACAAGAUGACCAGGGUCUAUUCAAAUGGCUAUCAAAUAUCGACAAAUUUGGCUUCAGCUUUGUUUCUGGAGUCCCACCAACGACGGAGGCAACAGAGGCGCUCGUGCGUCGGAUAGGAUUUAUUCGGGAGACGCAGUACGGAAGGUUUUGGGAUUUUACUUCCGACUUAGCCAAGGGCGACACCGCUUAUACCACUCUGGCUCUCGGCGCACAUACUGAUAAUACCUAUUUCACCGAUCCAUGUGGACUGCAGCUCUUCCACCUUCUUUCACAUACUGAGGGUACCGGUGGAUCUACGCUACUCGUCGAUGGUUUCUACGUAGCAUCUCUUCUCAAGGAACUCCACCCAACUGCCUAUGAGAUCCUAUCACGAGUCGGUGUACCGACACACGCAGCAGGCGAACCAGGUUCUCUAUAUACGCCGACUCCUCAGGGCGCAUACCCAGUACUCAGGCAUGCGAAGGGAGAGCUGGCACAGGUGAGAUGGAAUAAUGAUGACCGUAGCGUCAUGAAUGGCCUUGCUCCAUCUGAGUUGGAGGAGUGGUAUGACGCUGUCAGGCUUUGGAAUAAGUUUUUGACUAGCGCAGAUUCGGAGUACUGGGUACAGCUUUCUGCUGGUACAGCAGUUGUUGUGGAUAAUCAUCGUGUCCUCCAUGGUCGGUCUGGCUUCACUGGCAAGCGACGAAUGUGCGGCGCAUAUGUAGGCGUUGAUGAAUAUCGAUCCAAAUUGGCCGUCCUUCAGGAGAAGUUUGCACCUGAUCCGGUCUCGCAGGAGACUGCUUCAUUUGCUACUGUUCAUGGAAGGAGUCUCUGGAAUCCCGCUCUCUGAUCAAUCCCCGCCCGCAUAACGCGUGGUUGGAGAAAAUGCAUUCUAGCUUGAAGGAAUAACUUACUAUCCUCAAGGGACUAUACAUGUACUAUGCGUCUGUAUCUCUCAUCAGCAGCAUUGCCUCUUGGUGAUCAUCAUGCUCGUCUCUACUCAACCAAUUGUAUUUUGUAUUUUGCUUAUC
This is a messenger RNA of Somion occarium, 1753 nucleotides long. Lineage: Eukaryota; Fungi; Basidiomycota; Agaricomycetes; Polyporales; Cerrenaceae. The record is from the annotation of a GenBank genome assembly.